AUGGCGCUAUCAUGGCUCCCAAUCAACCUAGGUUAUGAGGAAAGAGAACUUCUUGAUCAUUUCAUAUGUACGGCGUCUUCCACACUGGCCAUUGUCGAACCUGACAAGAACGAAUUCUUGAGCCUCUUGGUGCGAUUGGUUCUUUCAGAUAGUUCACCGUCCUCCGUGGCUGUGUUGCAAUCGGCGUUGGCACCCUCGUUGUUCCACCGGAAUGGUCUGCAAGCAGAUGUUUUUCGGUUCAAAGCGCGCGCUCUCCGCACCCUGAUCACAUCUUGCAAUCACUCUAUUGAAAGUCCCACGCUAGUUCAACAUGUUGCUGCUAGGAUGAUACUGUGCCACCUUGAGAUGCUUGAAAUGUCAAAUGACGUAUCCCUGUGGUUCUACAUUGCUAAACUGGAUUUUGCAUUCUAG
Molecule: messenger RNA, 411 nt
Organism: Venustampulla echinocandica
Lineage: Eukaryota; Fungi; Ascomycota; Leotiomycetes; Helotiales; Pleuroascaceae
Exons: 4
Coding region: 1-411 (136 amino acids)
Source: RefSeq, a predicted model, not a curated record